UAUUCAAUGUUUUAAAACUAAGCGAUUGCCUACUUGAAUUCAGUUUGCGUUUGAUACGAGAAUACGUCAAACAAAAAAAUGUCUGAGAAGUCGAGUGAUUACUGUAAAGUUCCAACAAACGAAAUAUUAAACAGUUUGGAACGUACAGUCCCAUCGCACUACGGAUGUGGAGUCCGACACAUACAGUUCGUUAUAUUUUUACUGUGCAUGACCGUUGCGUUCAUAGCGCGCAGCCAUCUUGGAGUCACGAUAGUAGCCAUGACGAAUAUAUCUCAGAAGAAUGUAACAAACGAAACUUUGAUAAAUGUAACAGAGCAGAUUGAUACAAAUAGUAUUUUUAGUGAAGCUGAAUUCAUUGGCAUCAGCGAAACAGAUGAAUUAAAUAAUAAUACCGAAGCUGAAAACAGUACUUCGAAACAUGAAUUUCAGGUUUAUGAUUGGGAUAUGAGUAUACAAGAAAUGGUGCUGGGAGCGUUCUUCACUGGCUAUUGCAUAGGUAUGGUACCGAGUGGAAUUCUGAGCCAACGAUGCGGUGGUAAAAUUUCAUUCCAAUUUUCACUACUGAUUAACGGCAUUACGAGUAUUGUCACACCAUGGUUAGUGGAAUGGGGAGGUUGGAAAGCAGUAUGUGGCUGCCGCUUCCUCCAAGGAAUUUCUCAAUCUGGAACUUACCCUAGCAUCCAGUCUUUAUUAUCUAAAUGGGUUCCAGCAAAUGAAUUAGGAGCUUUCACCAGUUAUAUCUAUACAGGAACAACACUGGGUACAGUAAUUGGAUUUCAACUGGGUGGAUUCUUAGCAGAGAGUCGGUGGGGCUGGCCUACUACGUUCUGGGUAGUUGGAAUACUUUGUAUACUGUGCUCAAUCAUUAUGACCAUCUUCGGGGCAGCGUCUCCAAAUGACCACAAGAGCAUUAGUGAGGAGGAGAAAAUGUUUAUCUUUGGAGAUCGUAGUGAUAAACUUAUAAAACGUAAUAAAAAAGUUCCCUGGAAAUCUAUAAUUACAUCGAAGCCGAUUUGGGCGACCUACGUCUCUAACAUUAGCAGCGGCUGUACGUUUAUAUUCUUCUUGACGCAAGUUCCUUCGUACAUCCAUUAUAUACUUGGAAAUGAUGUUAUGAAAAGUGGUCUUUUAUCUUCUCUUCCAUAUAUAGCGAGUUUAUUCACAAGCGUGGGUUUUGGUAUUUUAUCGGAUUAUUUAACGAACAAUAAUAUUCUCAGCACCAAAACUGCAAGACGUAUAAGCAACAGUUUUUCACAAGUUGGCAUAUCGUUGUCCUUGUUCAUGUCCACCGUUGUGACUAGCACGGAGUUAGUAGUAACAUGCCUCGUGAUUGCCAUGGGAUGUCAAAUGGGAGUACACACUGGAUGGAUGGUGAAUCAAAUAGACCUGGCACCGAAUUACACCGGAGCUGUGAUGACUAUUGGAAACUCAAUGGCGACUUUUUUCAUUCAGCUGAUGCCGUUCAUGAUCUCCAACAUUGUGAUUGACGUGCGGAAUUUAAUUCAAUGGCGCAUUUGUUUUGGCAUAGUAGCAGCUUGGACAUUAGUAGGAAAUGCCGUUUUCGUCAUUAUGAUGUCAGCUGAGAAACAGCCUUGGAAUGAUUAUGCCGAUAUCAGUACAGAUGAGGAAAAGAACGAACAUGAAAAUAAUGUCAUUGUAAAGAAAUAAAAAAUAAACGAACUUGCAAAUAAACUAUAAAAUUGAAUGUUUAUGAUUAUUAAAAUCUGCAUAAUAAUAUGGAUUAAUAUAAGGUGUAGGUUGAACAAGCACCAUAAGCUUGAAAAUACAAAUUAAUUAUUAACAUAAAACGUUUUUGUGAUACUUUUGCGGGUAUAUAAUAGUUUAUAAUAUUUUAAGCAUAUAUAGGUUUCUGUAAUAUUUAUAUAAUUUAAGCUAAGCAAAAUACAAUCCAGCCAGCACAAGUUUAAACAGAAACAUAAAUAUAUCUAAAUUUUCUGCUAUUGAGACGGCACAAAGUAAUUUGGACGAGUGUUAUACGAAAAUAAUGGCUGACCUUGAGGUAGAACUUCAUACUGGAGGGCUUACGAGGGAUACAAUUUACAAGGUAGCAGAGAAACUCCGAACAUUCUGGGAGAUUUUAUUCUCCAUGUCGAAACUUCUUCGACAGAUUGUUGAGUGCACUCGGUUGGUUGAUGCGAUUGAAACUAGACAUUUCCGAAAAGACUUUGUGGAAGUUCUUGAAAUUGAAAAGAAGGUUCCACAGCUGCCAUUUUGGCACUUUGGUAUCUGGCAGAAUCUGGGCCUAAACAUAGAUUCUACACUUGACAGGAAAGCUCAAGCAUCUAACGUAAAGAAUACCUCUGGUAUUCUUCAUGUUUAGUAUCGCCUCAAGAAUUUCUUACGAUCACAGACUAAGACUAUUCUGAUACAAUUAUUCUUUCAUAAUUGAUUACGGUGAUACGUAUUAUUUUUCACUGAAUGAAGACUUUCUUACUAAGUUUGAUCGUCUUCUUAAUAACUGCAUUCGAUUUAUAUUCAAUCUUCAUAAAUAUGAUCGUAUAUCUUCCUAUCGUGCUCAAUUCAAACUGCUAAUUAUUCUUAUUAGGUAUUAAGUAUCAAAUCCGUCAAUCUAGAUAAAUACAUGAGCUGUAAUAAAUAAAGAAAUAAAUAAAAUAUGACAAAAAGGAAA
Molecule: messenger RNA, 2650 nt
Organism: Bombyx mori (domestic silkworm)
Lineage: Eukaryota; Metazoa; Arthropoda; Insecta; Lepidoptera; Bombycidae
Product: putative inorganic phosphate cotransporter
Exons: 11
Coding region: 79-1668 (529 amino acids)
Biological process (GO): monoatomic anion transport; transmembrane transport
Cellular component (GO): membrane
Molecular function (GO): transmembrane transporter activity
Source: RefSeq, a predicted model, not a curated record